This is a messenger RNA of Pyrgilauda ruficollis (rufous-necked snowfinch), 2822 nucleotides long. RefSeq names its product protein FAM240B-like. The transcript is spliced from 3 exons. Lineage: Eukaryota; Metazoa; Chordata; Aves; Passeriformes; Passeridae. The record is from RefSeq and is a predicted model, not a curated record. The coding region runs from base 111 to 329 and encodes 72 amino acids.
UUUCAUUACUGCCCUGUGACACUGGAGAGGCCACAGCUGCAGUGAUAAUAUUCCUCAUUUGUGUCACACAGAGAAUUUAUUUGCAAGAAGAGUCCUGCUCCAAAGAGAAAAUGAAUAGCCAAUACAUGCGUCAUGAAGUGCGGGGUUGUGAAACCAGUGACCUGAGGAACUUCUGGGAAAAGACCAUUGAACAACAAACUCAGUAUCUGCAAAAUGAAAAAGAACGUCAGCGAAGAAGUGCUCUGACAAAGCUCAGAAAUGAAUGGAUGGAGAGGCUGGAAAAACGCAUAAAGAUGUUGAGGACCCAAUCUGAAGACUCAUCCAGCUGAAGAGCCCACACUCAUGACAAGUUUGGGGGAAAAUAAAUCUGUUUUGUAGGAAAGCAUGAUGUAAAAGCUGAAGUCAGUUUUACUCUGUAGCUUAAAUGAGCUAUAAUUAAUUAGCUGUCAUUGUUUGAAGUUUCAUAUGUGAAAUGUCAAUUGUUGCUUUCAAGAUUAUGCAUCUGUCCCUUCAUUUGAUAAAUGGAGAAUGUAGCACUCUGAAGUAUUUAACCCUAAUAAAUCAUGGUUCGCUGAGACGUAGAUGCCUGGGAAAAGAGUUUAGUUACAUGGUUGUGCUCCGCAAAAGAAUUUCCUCAAUAUUUUAAGCUUCUGUAUAGACUGUCUGCAAUGGAAUGAAUUUAGAUGUUUUAAUGAAUAGUAGAGAUUUUUAUUUUUUACACAACACAGCCCAAUGCAGGCUAAGGAAUAUAGGACAUGCACAAUGCCACCACAUCCCACACCAGUAGUGAAGCCCAAACUGGUGGGAGCUACAGAUCCUAGCUGCUAAGUUAGAAGUCACCUGUUAACUCGCUACCAUAUAUGUAUUGAUAAACAGCCUCUGUGAGACAACUACAAGAGCUGCCUCAUUAACCCACAUUAACUCAAUCAACCUUUGUUAGCUAACUUGAGACACUGUAUCAGCAUUGGUAGAAUCUGGUGCCUGAGCUGGCUUGUCUAGAGGUGGAUUGAUACCUGUUUCACAGAGUACCUUGGUGCACUCACACAGCUGUCUGUCGUCAUGAGAGACAAGCAGGUUUUUUCUUCUAGCACCUUUUCCCUCUAAGACUCAGUAUUUAUUCCUUAAAGACAAGCACUUUCAGAAUUUAGCCAUUUUCCUCUUCCGCAUUUGUCAUUAGUCAAAAAUGUUUCUUGUUUCCUUCCUAAUGCUUCAUUAGGAAAUGUGGCAUUUCUUCCAGCAAUAUGAAAACAUUUUAGUCAGCUGGUGUAAUCACAUCACUUCCUUUUUAUGGUGACUGUUUGUUGCCACCAAAUGAUUAGGGUAAUGUACUGCAAGACAGGUUGUUUUGAGCAUGUUAAAAAACUCUUCCAUGAAUCACUUAAACUUUUAGUCCCUUUUUAUAAGACUGUUUCAUUACCACUCUGGAAAUUCAUAUUACUUCAAAGCAAAGAAGAUUUGAAUUGCCAGUGAGGCAAGAAGAGAACAAUAGAAGGGCUUGGAAUUUUAAAAUAUGUAGAAAAUCUGCUCUUCUUCAAUCAAACAAAAAUUUGAAGUAUUAUUUUUUCCCCCUCUUUAUCUAUCACCCUUUAAAUCCACUUUUGUGCAUCCCAAGGCCAAACAAAAUUUAUUAUGAGAAUUUGAACACGUAAAUAAUGCUUAGAAAGUCUGAGGAACUAAUAAAAUCAUGAAAAAAAUUAUGACCUUGGAGCACUACUUCAGAAUUCAAGGUGUCAGCAGGUAGGUCCCCAAACUUAAGAGCAGAGUUUGCCAGACACCAGAGAAAAGCUACUAAGCACAUGUUCUUUGGUUUACUUUUAUUCUUAAGCAAUUUUAAAAGUAACAUCAACUGUGAAUAUGAAGGAUCACAGCAUAAUUACAAUAAAGCUGUGCUUAAGAAAAAAAUCACCAGGUAGUGCUACAACUUAAUAUUGGAAUUCAGUAAAAAAGUAGAUUUCUUUAAAUGUCAGUUAAGUAGAUUUCUAAAAAUGUCAGUUAAGACAUUUCAAUUGCCCCAUCCCCUGUCUAUGCCUGGUGCUUACUGAAGCUCUAGUACAACACCAUCAUGAAACAGUUUGGGGGUUUACAUCAUUUUGGCUGAAAUUAGAGCUUGAACUGAGCUAAGGGAAACAUUUUCCAGUCUCUCAUUCAUUGUGUAAGUUAUGGCACAAACAGGGAGGUGCAAAACAGGGAGUCAGAUUUGGCAUAUUUUAAAAAUUAAAGCCAUAGCCCUGGAAUAAGCUUUUGUUUGAUUCCCACAUAGUUUAGAUCCUUCUUAGUAUUCCUCUCAUAAAGUAAAUCAGAAUGAGGAAAAACCAUAGAGAGCUGGGAAGAAAAUAUGCCAGGAAGUGACUUCCAUCCCAGUUCCUCAUUGCACAUGCACGGUUAUUUUGUGACUAAAGGAUGCUCUGGAAAAAGUCCAUGUCAAGCUAGAACACUCCAAAAUUAUCUCUUUAAAAUGACAAAAGGCAACUUAUUUUUUACAGAACACAUCUAUUCCAGCUCAAAGCCAAGAGGAGUUCUGAAAAUAUGCUUCCAGAAUUAAGUAACUUUCCUUUGAGCUUUAUAAUUCCACCUCUAGAUUUUAAAUUAAUUAUUUCAAGUUCAGUUUCCACGGUGCUAGAUUCAGGACUUUGGGCCAUGUAAUCUUCAUUUAUUUGAAUAGUAACAACAUGUUUUGAUACAAACUCCACCAGGGUAAUGCAGGGGUAAUCUACUUAAGAGUUUUGUAAAUUACCACACAAGAAAUAAUACAUAUUGAGGAAAUUAAUAUAAUCUAGAGUUAAUAAGCAAAAACAAAGAGUGUGAAAGCAUGACAAUUGAAA